Messenger RNA from Siniperca chuatsi (mandarin fish), 3917 nucleotides. Its product is annotated as protein NLRC3-like. The record is from RefSeq and is a predicted model, not a curated record. The transcript is spliced from 11 exons. The coding region runs from base 148 to 3486 and encodes 1112 amino acids. Lineage: Eukaryota; Metazoa; Chordata; Actinopteri; Centrarchiformes; Sinipercidae. Gene Ontology annotation, molecular function: protein binding.
GCUGCAGGCAGGGUGGUGUUUGUGUUGAAGCAAGUGGCCACACUGAGAUGAAUCUAACCCUGUUUUUCCACACAGACCUGAUCGGGACACAAGUGAGCUGCUGGACUGACGUACACUCAUGGAAAUAAGUUGAGUGUGGGCUCUGCUAUGAACCAGUGUGAGGAGACAGAGGAGGGAGCCCCCCCCUCUAAAACCACUCUGUGUGGGGAACAUGGCAGCCAGACCAGAGCUCAGAGCCCAGAGCAGCAGCAAAGACCAGACUCUCCUGGACCUGGACCCAGCUGUGUGUCCAUCAAGAGCCACCAGUCCAUGGGUUAUCCUUUAGAGUUUAAAGGACGACUUCCUUCAGAGACUCAGGUUCACCAGCUGAGACCAGACUCUCUUGGACCUGGACCCAGCUGUGUGUCCAUCAAGAGCCACCAGUCCAUGGGUUAUCCUUUAGAGUUUAAAGGACGACUUCCUUCAGAGACUCAACUUCAUCAGCAAAGCUCAGAGGUAUCCAGUGGUCACUCUGUCCAGCAGCAUUCAACAGACCUGGACUCGACAUUAAUGCAUCUUGAGGAGUUCCAAAAGGUGCUGAGUCCACAUUACCCAAAAUGCUUACAAAGGCAGAGUGAGGAUGAGGAGGUGGUGGACGGUGAGGAGGAAGAGCAGAGGAGGAGCAGCAGAGAGGCAUUUCUGAAGAUCACAAUGCACUUCCCGAGGAGAAUGAAGCAGCAGGAGCUGGCUGACUGUCUGCAGAGCAGAACUGUUGCUGCAGUUUGUCGUCGUCAACUCAAAUCUAACCUGAAGCAGAAAUAUCAGUGUGUGUUUGAGGGGAUUGCUAAAGCAGGAAACCGAACCCUUCUGAACCAGAUCUACACAGAACUCUACAUCACAGAGGGAGGGACUGCAGAUGUAAAUGAUGAACAUGAGGUCAGACUGAUUGAAGCAGCAUCCAGGAAACCAGACAGACCAGAAACAAUAAUCAAAUGUAAAGACAUCUUUAAACUCUCAGCUGGAAGAGAUGAACCAAUCAGAACAGUGAUGACAAAGGGAGUGGCUGGCAUUGGGAAAACUGUCUUAACACAGAAGUUCACUCUGGACUGGGCUGAAGACAAAGCCAACCAGGACAUACAGUUCACAUUUCCAUUCACUUUCAGAGAGCUGAAUCUGCUGAAAGAGAAAAAGUUCAGCUUGGUGGAACUUGUUCAUCACUUCUUUACUGAAACCAAAGAAGCAGGAAUCUGCAGGUUUGAAGAGUUCCAGGUUGUGUUCAUCUUUGACGGUCUUGAUGAGUGUCGACUUCCUCUGGACUUCCACAACAAUGAGGUCCUGACUGAUGUUACAGAGUCCACCUCAGUGGAUGUGCUGCUGACAAACCUCAUCAGGGGGCAACUGCUUCCCUCUGCUCACCUCUGGAUAACCACACGACCUGCAGCAGCCAAUCAGAUCCCUUCGGAGUGUGUUGACAUGGUGACAGAGGUCAGAGGCUUCACUGACCCACAGAAGGAGGAGUACUUCAGGAAGAGAUUCACAGAUGAGGAGCAGGCCAGCAGAAUCAUCUCCCACAUCAAGACAACACGAAGCCUCCACAUCAUGUGCCACAUCCCAGUCUUCUGCUGGAUCACUGCUACAGUUCUGGAGGAUGUGUUAAAGACCAGAGAGGGAGGAGAGCUGCCCAAGACCCUGACUGAGAUGUACAUCCACUUCCUGGUGGUUCAGUCCAAACUGAAGAACGUCAAGUAUGAUGGAGGAGCAGAAACUGAUCCACACUGGAAUAAAAAGAGCAGGAAGAUGAUUGUGUCUCUGGGAAAAUUGGCUUUCGAGCAGCUGCAGAAAGGCAACCUGAUCUUCUAUGAAGCAGACCUGACAAAGUGUGGCAUCGAUAUCAGAGCAGCCUCAGUGUACGCAGGAGUGUUCACACAGAUCUUUAUAGAGGAGAGUGGACUGUACCAGGACAAGGUGUUCUGCUUCAUCCAUUUGAGUGUUCAGGAGUUUCUUGCUGCUCUUCAUGUCCAUCUGACAUUCAUCAAAUCUGGUGUCAGUCUGCUGUCAAAACAACAAUCUUCCUCCUGGUGGUCUAAACUAUUUAGAGACAAACCUGAACCAACACAUUUCUACCAGAGUGCUGUGGACAAGGCCUUACAGAGUCCAAAUGGACACCUGGACUUGUUCCUCCGCUUCCUCCUGGGUCUUUCACUGCAGAACAAUCAGACUCUCCUUCAAGGUCUGGUGACACACACAGGAAGUAUCUCACAGACCAAUCAGGAAACAGUCAAGUACAUCAAGAAGAAGAUCAGUGAGAAUCUGUCUCCAGAGAGAAACCUCAAUCUGUUCCACUGUCUGAAUGAACUGAAUGAUCAUUCUCUAGUAGAGGAGAUCCAACAGUACCUGAGUUCAGGAAGUCUCUCCACAGAUAAACUGUCUCCUGCUCAGUGGUCAGCUCUGGGCUUCAUCUUACUGUCAUCAGAAAAAGAUCUGGACGUGUUUGACCUGAAGAAAUACUGUCCUUCAGAGGAGGUUCUUCUGAGGCUGCUGCCAGUGGCCAAAGCCUCUGACAAAGCUCUGCUGAGUGGCUGUAAUCUGUCAGAGAGAAGCUGUGAAGCUCUGUCCUCAGUUCUCAGCUCCCAGUCCUCUAGUCUGAGAGAGCUGGACCUGAGUAACAACGCCCUGCAGGAUUCAGGAGUGAAGCUGCUCUCUGCUGGACUGGAGAGUCCACACUGUACACUGGAGACUCUCAGGCUGUCAGGUUGUCUGAUCACAGAGGUAGGCUGUACUUCUCUGGCCUCAGCUCUGAGAUCCAACCCCUCCCAUCUGAGAGAGCUGGACCUGAGCUACAAUCAUCCAGGAGACUCAGGAGUGAAGCUGCUGUCUGCUGUACUGGAGGAUCCACACUGGAGCCUGGACACUCUCAGGGUGGAACAUGGUGGAAAGCAGAGGCUGAAACCUGGUCUGAGGAAGUAUGCCUGUGAACUCACACUGGACACAAACACAGUACACAAAAACCUCAAACUGUCUGACGACAACAGGAAGGUGACAGUAGUGACAGAGAAGCUGCCAUAUCCUGAUCAUCCAGAGAGGUUUGAUAGCUGGCCUCAGCUGCUGUGUAGAAAUGGUCUGACUGGUCGCUGUUACUGGGAGGUCGAGUGCAGAGGAAGGGUUUAUAUAUCAGUGAGUUACAGAGGAAUCAGAAGGAGAGGAGACAGUGAUGGCUGCAGGUUUGGAGGAAAUAAUCAGUCCUGGACUCUGAGGUGCUCUGAUGAUGGCGGUUACUCUGUCUGGCACAGUAACAGAAGAACAGUCUUCUCCUCCUCCUCCUCCUCCGUCUCUAACAGAGUAGCAGUGUAUGUGGACUGUCCUGCUGGCACUCUGUCCUUCUACAGAGUCUCCUCUGACACACUGAUCCACCUCCACACCUUCAACACCACAUUCACUGAACCUCUUUAUCCUGGAUUUGGCUUCUGGUUUGGCUUUCAUUGCUCAGUGUCUCUGUGUUCUCUGUAGGAGAGAGAGUCAGUCCUGUGUAGAGAAACACUCACACUGCUGACAAACACAAACGCACUUUUUGUAAGUCGACUCAAAAUUACAAGAAAACUUUUUUUUUUUUUGGUGAAUGAACUGCACGUCCAUGGUUUUAAAUACCUUGAAAUACCUUUUAAAUAUGUUUUCAUUUAGGUUUUUGGGGCGAACGUUUUCUAUACUUUUGAUUUGUUGAUUUGUCAUUAAUCACUGGAAGGUUGAAAUAUGUUUAAUUUAAAAUAAAAUCUGUAUUUGAAUGGAUAAAGAUUAGUGUCUGUGUUCCAGGGACAUAAGAACAAUGUUAAUGAGACAGUCUGAUAGUUCAGUGUUUUACCACUACACUUCCCAUCAUUCUUUGGUUGAUGAACAGUGAGGUGUGGACUAUACAAAACAAGGCGAGAAGUGAUCAAAGAAUA